Messenger RNA from Tremella mesenterica DSM 1558, 324 nucleotides. RefSeq lists its product as uncharacterized. The record is from RefSeq and is a predicted model, not a curated record. Bases 1 to 324 code for a protein of 107 amino acids. The transcript has 2 exons. Lineage: Eukaryota; Fungi; Basidiomycota; Tremellomycetes; Tremellales; Tremellaceae.
AUGCUGUCAGUCGACGCUCACAAUGUCCGUCCUUCGAAGAUACUCCAGAGCCUGACCAAUCAUAGCCUUGCCACCGACCUGUGUUACUCCGGUGGACGACAUGGCUUAGAGGCCAUCAGUCAUGUAGGAGCGUUUUGGGUCAUUGUGGGUAAUGCGUUGAAUGUCCCGACUGUUCCAGAGGUUAGGGUGGUCCCAUCGACAUUUGUCACUGGUAACGCUUUCAUGGUCGACCCUUUGGAUGAGAAGAUUACAAAUCUAGACAAUCCACAAUUCACUCCUCAAGAAGAUGCUGCGAUUAGAACUCCUUUCCAGGUCUCAAAAUGA